AUGUCCCGUGGAAAACCACCUUUACGUAUAACUUGUGUGAGCGGCUGUGCGAUCGGUUGUAGAUUUAAGAACAUGUUGAAUUUUCAAUGCUUAGUGGUUUUGAUAGCAGUAUUUGUGACUAUCCACGCAUACAAUGAAGAAGUAGAACGAAGGUUGGAUACGAGUGGACCGAGACCAUUAUCGAAAGGUAUCCACUCUUUCUGUCAAAAGUAUCAUCCUAAACGGUGCAAUCUCUGCCCAUACGAGAUGGUGAAUGAUAUCAUACAACUGUGUACUUUAUUCUACAGGGGUCCUAAGAAGUCUAGUGGCAAAAGGGAAGAAGGAGAUGAAGAUAUCGGAGAAAGAAAUUUGAAUGAAUUACUUAAUAAUCUGGAGGAGAAAAUAAAUGAUUUUUAAAUGAAAAAGAAAACCAUUUGUCCGCGAAUAAACUGUCACCAUACAUGUAUUUCUUUUAUUAACUCGUACCUUUAAUAUAUUGACUAAUAAUGUUUAUGAAAAUUAAUUUUUAACUUCCGAACUCGAUUGAAUAAAAAUAUAUUCGCCAAA
Molecule: messenger RNA, 546 nt
Organism: Lottia gigantea (owl limpet)
Lineage: Eukaryota; Metazoa; Mollusca; Gastropoda; Lottiidae
Exons: 4
Coding region: 1-396 (131 amino acids)
Source: RefSeq, a predicted model, not a curated record